AUGAUUAAAGCGGUUGUUGGUGUUCACAUUCUCGGUGGUGGUGCAGAUGAAAUGCUGCAAGGGUUCGCCGUUGCGGUGAAUAUGGGUGCUACGAAGGCCCAGUUCGACGACUGUGUAGCCAUUCAUCCGACAAGUGCCGAAGAGCUGGUCACUAUGCGAGGAGGCGAGCGACCAAAAUAG
This is a messenger RNA of Cooperia oncophora, 180 nucleotides long. The record is from the annotation of a GenBank genome assembly. Lineage: Eukaryota; Metazoa; Nematoda; Chromadorea; Rhabditida; Trichostrongylidae.